This is a messenger RNA of Ochlerotatus camptorhynchus, 2160 nucleotides long. Its product is annotated as glucose dehydrogenase [FAD, quinone]-like. The transcript has 4 exons. Bases 1 to 1872 code for a protein of 623 amino acids. Gene Ontology annotation, molecular function: oxidoreductase activity, acting on CH-OH group of donors; flavin adenine dinucleotide binding. NCBI's taxonomy places the organism in Eukaryota, Metazoa, Arthropoda, Insecta, Diptera, Culicidae. The record is from RefSeq and is a predicted model, not a curated record.
AUGCUUCUUCUAACGCUACUACUGCUACCCAUCAUGCAUGGAGUACUUUCCGGUCAGGUCCCCGUUAAUGGAAACUUUUUCGAGCUGCUAUUCGACGAGACCAGUUUCUUCCUGCGUAAUGACACUGUAAAACGUAUCCCUGACACCAAUCACUUCCUGAAGGAGUAUGAUUUCAUCGUGAUUGGCGCCGGUUCAGCCGGAUCGGUUAUAGCCAACCGACUGUCGGAAAUCAAAGGUUGGAACGUGCUGCUACUGGAAGCGGGCAAAGACGAAAACAUGCUGACCGAUGUGCCUCUGACCGCUGGACUGACCAGCAUUACAGGUUACAACUGGGGCUACAAGGCCGAUCCGAUGCCGGGAGCCUGUCUCGGAUUGCAAAAUGGUGUUUGCGGUUGGCCCAAAGGUCGCGGUUUGGGCGGAACCAGUUUGAUCAAUUUCCUCAUCUAUACCCGUGGUCACAAGCGUGACUACGACGAUUGGGAACGAGCAGGAAACACGGGUUGGGGCUACCGGGACGUGCUGAAGUACUUCAAAAAGUCAGAACGUAUGAAAAUAAACAAACUUAAACGAUCUCCCUAUCACUCUGGGGACGGUUACCUGGAUAUUGAACACUCGUCAUUUGAAACACCAAUGUUGCGAUCGUUCAUUGAAGCGGGCAAACAGUUGGGCUACAUGGAGACUGAUCCCAAUGGAGAAAAUUUGAUGGGAUUCUCGAAAGCGCAAGCUACUAUGCGUAAUGGAAGGCGGUGUAGUACGGCUAAGGCCUUUCUCAGACCCGCGGCUUACAGGCCGAACUUACACAUAUCCAUAAAAUCGAGGGUGAUGCGAAUUCUGAUUGAUCCAAUCACAAAAUCUGCUUACGGAGUCGAGUUCAUAAAGAAUAAGAGAAGAUUUGCGGUAAAAGCUGGGAAAGAAGUCAUCCUUUCGGCGGGAGCCAUAGCUUCACCGCAGCUUCUAAUGCUGUCGGGAGUUGGACCCAAGAAACACCUCCAGGAGGUAGGAGUUCCUGUGGUCAAGGAUCUUAAUGUCGGUUUCAAUCUGCAAGACCACGUGACUUUACCAGGAUUGGUAUUCACCGUUAAUCAGCCAGUUACAAUUCGCGAAAGAGACGUGCAAGCUCCACCGAUUGUGUUAGACUAUUUGGUCAACGGAAAAGGGCCAUUCACGCUACCUGGCGGUGCCGAAGGAGUGGCAUUCAUCAAAACGAACAUUUCGUUAUUACCUCCGGACGUUCCGGAUAUAGAGCUGGUGCUAGGAACAGGUGCUUUCAAUAACGAUGAUUCCGGUUCACUUCGUGCAGCGUUUGGAUUGACAGCGGAAUUCUAUCAGAAUACUUAUGCUUCAAUCAAGGGUGAGCAUGCUUUCGCUAUAUCACCCGUUCUGCUGAAACCCAAAAGUAGGGGGCGAAUCAUGCUUAAGAGUCGGAAUCCUUUUCAUUGGCCCAGUAUGCAGGGAAAUUUCUUUCAAAACUACGAUGACCUAAAAGUGCUGCGAGAGGGUGUAAAACUGGCUGUCCAAGUAGCAGAAUCAUCCAAAUUCGCUAGAUUCGGUGCUAGGCUUCAUCAAACACCGUUCUAUGGAUGUGAAAAUCAUCGUUUUCAAAGCGACGAAUACUGGGAGUGCUGUAUCCGAAGAAUCGGAACAAGUCUACAACAUCAGUCCGGAACGUGCAAAAUGGGUCCGCCCAGUGAUCAGAGCGCAGUCGUGAGUCCGGAGCUACUAGUCUAUGGCAUCCGAGGUCUUCGGGUGGCGGAUUGUUCAGUAACGCCUGUGAUACCAGCGUCCCAUACGAAUGCCGUAGCAAUUAUGAUCGGCGAAAAGGCAGCCGAUAUGAUCAAACAGUACUGGAAUAAUACUACUACUGUAUUGUAAUGUAGGGCGUCUGACACCUACGGUUCUCUUAAGCGGUUUUCUAGUCAAAUGGAAAUAAUUAUUCAUGUCAGUUCCGUACGAACUCAAAUCAUGUCAGUCUUUUUUAAGAUCUAUUUUUAAUUAGCUGCUCUAUUUUGCUUCGCAUCCUUUGAAAGUGUUACGAGAUAGAUAGAAAAAUAAGUUUUUUAAAGUGCCUUAAACGAAUGCCUUUUUAUUUCUUUGACAUUAAAUGUUGACGUGACCGAGUCUACAGCGUGUAGUAAUAAGAAAUAUAUGCAACUUUAGUUG